This is a messenger RNA of Dermatophagoides pteronyssinus (European house dust mite), 843 nucleotides long. RefSeq lists its product as uncharacterized. The record is from RefSeq and is a predicted model, not a curated record. NCBI's taxonomy places the organism in Eukaryota, Metazoa, Arthropoda, Arachnida, Sarcoptiformes, Pyroglyphidae.
UGACUAUAUUUAAAGUUUGUUUUGGUGAUUGAAAUUUUUUUCUUUUUUUUUUGUGUUCGGUUGUUUUACCUAUUUGAAUUUUGCAAUGAAUUUGACGGAAUUGAAUUGGAUCAUUUCAUUGAUCAUAAUCUUGAUAUCCAUUACGAAUGUUCAUGGUCAUAGAGAGAAAAAAAGCUAUGAAGAAGAAUGUGAAAAUGAAGAGGAAAUGGUCGAACUAUGUGCUCGAGAUUUUCUCAUUUAUACAAAUGAAACAAUGGCUGAAACAGAAACUGAAAUGGAUACAUUUUGCAGAAUCUACAAAGACAAAGAAAGAUGUCUUCGUGAUCAUUCGAACAAAUGUCUUUCUCAUUCGGCUAAUCAAGCAAUUAUGGAAUUGAUUCGAACCAUAUCGAACAAGAAUAGAGCAAUUUGUUCAAGUAAACAACGACGAAACGUACAGAUUCGUUCAAAUCGAUGCUUAAAUCAGCAACGAUCACAGAAACCAAAUUAUUGUUAUAAUAAAUUUGUUCAACGAAUUCAUGGCAUUCAUCAAUAUGGACAAGAGGAAAAGAUUCCAAUAAUUUGUUGCAAUUAUCAUGAAUUUUUGACCUGUUUUCGAAAUCAGUUAAAAACAUGCGCUCAUGAUUUGAUUAAUAAUCUGUUAAGAUUAAUACAAAAUUAUUCUGGUGAAACAUUGAACUAUGUUUGUCGUGAAUAUAAGAAUUCAAACAAAUGUCAAAAUAUAGGUUUAAUCAAAGAUGAUGAUGAUAUUAUAAAUGAAACUCGACCACAAACAUUUUUUUCAUUAUUGGUAAAAAUAUAUCUCAGUUAAACAAAGUAAUGGCUUAAAGAUGGUAUGAUUCA